Erpetoichthys calabaricus (reedfish) is the source of this 6140-nucleotide messenger RNA. It is a transcript of the gene znf366, whose product is annotated as zinc finger protein 366. The coding region runs from base 228 to 2369 and encodes 713 amino acids. Lineage: Eukaryota; Metazoa; Chordata; Cladistia; Polypteriformes; Polypteridae. Gene Ontology annotation, cellular component: nucleus. Gene Ontology annotation, molecular function: RNA polymerase II cis-regulatory region sequence-specific DNA binding; DNA-binding transcription factor activity, RNA polymerase II-specific. The record is from RefSeq and is a predicted model, not a curated record. The transcript has 5 exons. Gene Ontology annotation, biological process: regulation of transcription by RNA polymerase II.
CCUCUCCACUCCCUUCCUUCCUUCUUUCCGAAGGUACUCAUCUGAAAAAGGAGAACAAAGUGAUUGUUCCUGUUCUCUUUCUUAAGUCACUUCAAACACUGCGGCUGACUCUGCGUGUGUCCCCUCAUCCCUCUGCACUAUGAAGUAAGCGUGCGGCAGGUAGAGAGCGAGCAAAAGGCUGGAGCCUCCUGACAGGCAGCGCUGAGACAAAGUUUAUCUUCAGCAGCAUGGAAUCGACACUUAAAAGGAAUGUCACCUCCCCAUUUGGCGACAGGGUGCAGUCGCACUCAAACCAUGGCCCAUGCUUCCAGCCUCUUCCUCUUCUUCUUAAUUCAUCACGAUUCCCCUCACUAGAUAGUUCUUUUGACCGGAGCUUCUUUAGUUUCAGACCCCCAGCCUUACUGGGCUUUGAAAGAUUUCAGCCAAACCCAGAAGGGGGCUCCCGAAAACGGAAGAGGACACCAUUCAAAGUGACUCACCCUCUUCCAGAAGGUGAGUGCUCUGAUGAAAUGAGUGAGGAAAGCAAUGAGAAGAUGGUUAACCUUUCACGCCUGCCUUAUCCAUUGCCUCCAGCAGCAAAGUGCAUGCCACAAAUGAUAGAUCUAAGCAACUUUCAGUUUUAUCGUGCUCUUGAUCGCUGUGACACUGGUGCCAAAGAGGAGCCCAUGAAACAUGAACUACUAUGGCCAGGCACCCCUCUAAUGAUGCACCCACCACCAAGAUAUUAUCCCAAAAUUCACCCUGGAAUGAUCCCAUUUCCAUUCAUCAUGCCAAGCCCCCUCGUGCAUUUUCCGCAUGGCUUUUAUCUGAAUGAGUCCAUAAAUAGGCAUCGAAGAGACGCUGCUGAGAAGGAGAAGUCCAACAGUGGUGAGCGACUGGAUGUCAACGUACACAUUGAUGACAGCUAUUAUGUUGAUGUGGGAGGUGACCAGAAGCGCUGGAAGUGCCGAAUGUGCGAAAAGUCUUAUACCUCCAAAUACAACCUAGUGACCCACAUUCUUGGCCACAGUGGCAUAAAGCCUCAUGCCUGUAAACAAUGUGGCAAGCUCUUCAAGCAGCUUAGCCACUUACAUACACACAUGCUCACGCAUCAGGGAACCAGGCCUCACAAGUGCCAAGUGUGCCACAAAGCCUUCACUCAAACAAGCCACCUAAAGAGACACAUGAUGCAGCACAGCGAAAUCAAGCCAUACACCUGCAGGAUCUGUGGCAGGGGCUUUGCCUACCCCAGUGAAUUGAAAGCCCAUGAGAUCAAACAUGAAGGUGGCCAGGAGAACAUCUGUGUAGAAUGUGGGUUAGAUUUUCCAACACUGGCCCAAUUGAAGAGACAUCUAACAGCUCACAGGGGUCCAACCCAGUAUAACUGCACAGAGUGUGACAAGACCUUCCAGUACCCAAGCCAGCUCCAGAAUCACAUGAUGAAGCACAAAGACAUUCGGCCAUACAUCUGCACUGAAUGCGGAAUGGAGUUUAUACAGCCGCACCACCUCAAGCAGCACACCCUGACUCACAAGGGUGUAAAAGAACACAAGUGUGGUAUCUGUGGGCGUGAAUUUACUCUCCUUGCAAACAUGAAGCGGCAUGUUCUGAUUCAUACCAACAUUCGAGCCUACCAGUGUCAUUUGUGCUUCAAGAGUUUUGUGCAGAAGCAGACUCUGAAAGCUCACAUGAUCGUGCAUUCUGAUGUCAAACCUUAUAAAUGCAAGCUCUGUGGGAAGGAGUUCAACAGAAUGCACAAUUUGAUGGGCCACAUGCAUUUGCACUCAGACAGCAAGCCUUUCAAGUGCCUUUACUGUUCGAGUAAAUUCACACUGAAGGGGAACCUCACAAGGCAUAUGAAGGUCAAGCAUGGAGUCAUGGAUGGUGGCUUAGACUCACAAGGAUUUAGGAGGAGAGGAAGGUUCAGACUGUCAUCCCAAACAGAUGUGAUGGCCGGCUUUGUGCAGGAUGAGCCCUUUGACCUUUCACAGAAGCACAGGCCCAAAUUGUGCGUGUCUCAGUCAGAUGGAGAAAGUGCCAAGGGCAGUUCAUGUCAGGAAGAAGAUGAAGAGGCUUACUAUGGGAUGAACCACUCUAGUCCUGAGGACUGUCAUCAAGGCGGGGGCUCGUUCUCACCAAGAGAGGUGACUGGUGCGCAGAAUGAGCCAAGGGAGAGCUUGGGGGAGAAGGACAGAAAUGGAAGUGAAUGUGAGGAGAGAGAAAGAGGCAGGGAAGAGCGCCAAGAAAAGGAGGAGGAAUUUUACCUUGCUGAAGAGGAAUAUGCGUCUAUCAGGCAUUCUCAGAAAAAUCAGAGCUACUUUCGGCACAAGCGUUUCAACAUGCAUGUGACAAAAAAGCAUGAGCAUAGGUUUACUAAGGAUAGUGACUGAAGUGGGGUUUUGGGUAUGUGGGAGCAAUAAGAAUAAUGUGUAGCUCAUUACUGCUGGCUAUUAAGGAAAAUAUGAGAGACGGAAUUUUCUUGCAACUUUUAAUGCAUGAAUAUAUACAUCAAUUCAUUUUGGAAGACCAGUAUCUCCACUCAAGAAGCAGGAACCUAUCCCAGCAGCACUGAGUGCAAAGAAGGCGCCCAGCUCUGGAAGGGAUGGGAAGGGAAGGGUCUCCCGCAAGGAACACUUACGAAGACACUCUCACAUUCACUCAUUCUAAAUCAAUUUAGAGUCGCUAAUGCAACAUAUCUUUAUGUACAGAGAAACAGCACGUGCACAUGGGGAGAACAUGCAGCCUUGAUAUGGACAGUGAGCAGGCUGAGAGCUGAAUCCAGUUCUGCUGAGCUGAAGCACCAUGGCUCCCACUUUCAUCAAAAUUUUCUUGACGUAUAAAACAAGGUUGAUGAAAUUUAAACUAGCUACUGGAAACCUGCAAAGAAAAGUAAUGUGUUCAUUUAUUGUUUUAUUUUUUGUGGUAACUUUGUUGUUGAACAGACUCCCAGAGCAACUUCUAUAAACAGCACAGGACGACACCUUUUACUUGUUAUUAGCAAAGCUGAAUAGUAAGCACUUUCCAUGACCUGCUCUGGAUCACACUGUACAGCAGUGAUUUGCAGUUUGGCUGUUAGGAACCGUAAAACUACACUACCUGCAAAAGAAAUAUAUACAGUAGGUUUAUGUUCACUUUCAUGUAUAUGUACAUAUAUGUUUAUUCAUAUAUUUAUAUUCAUAUGUUUAUGUGCACAUGCAUGAAUUUGUGUGAAUAUGCAUAUACUGUAUGUAUCUUCUUGCACAUUUACAGUAUAUGUUAGUUUUCAUUGUAAUUAUAUGUUUAUGUACAUAUGUAUGCAUUUGCAUAUACACUAUUUGUGUAUGUAUAUUAAAUGCAUAUGUGCAGUAUGUAUUCAUUUUCAAUAAUAUGUACAGUAUAUAUGUGGUUAUCCAAAUUUACAGUAGAUUCAGAAAGAAAAUAGGUUGCACAGAUGUGUGCAAGAUUAAGCCCAACAUAGAACUGAGGAAACAUAGUAAGUGGUCCGGGUUUUAAGGCAGGGAACCAGACGUGAUGUCAGGGUGGCCAGAACCGGAAGUGAUGUCAUCGUGGCAGGAACUGGAAGUGAUGUCAUCGUGGCCGGAAUCAGGCAGAAUUUCCCGUGUUUGGUCUGCAGGGAUAACAGAGAAAGAGUUACCUUCAUUUGGUCCUUUUAGCUGCCUCCCAUGCGCAUGUGUGUGACAAGGGAAAGUGUGCUUUGAUAUUUUGAAGCCUUGUGCUAAAGUAAUUUAAAUAUGUUUUUCCCCUCAUCAAAAAAACACCAAUAUCCCAAAAUAACAAAGUGAAAACAGGACUUUAGUGAUUUCUGAAAAUGUAUUAUGAAUAAAAAACUGAAAUAUUGCAUUGACACAGAUAUUCAGACCCUUUACUCAGUACAGGGUGGUCCAGAUCUAAUUAUGCAGAUCCAGAUCGUCUGGAUGACUUUGAUUUAUGCAGGGACGAUUCCAGUUCGGCGCGAAGACGAUUCUUCAUGUCAUCAGUUCGCACACUUCUCGAUGGUCUGGGAUUUUUCGGAUGAUUUUCUAUAUAAUAAACUUAAGUUAUAGCGUAAUGAAAAUUGCAUAAUUAGAUCUGGACCACCCUAUACUUUCUUGAAGCACCUUUGGCAGCCAUUACAGCCUGGAGUCUUCUUGGGUACAAUGUGACAAUUGCCAAACACCUGGGCUUAGGGAUUUUCUGCCCUUCUUCUGUAAAGAUCUUCUCAACCUCUAUCAGGCUGGCUGGAGAUCAGUGGUGGACAGCUGUUUUCAGGUCUUUCUAAAGAUGUUUGAUAGGGUUCAAGGCUGGGCACUGGCUGGGCAACUGAAAGACAUUCCUAGGGUUGACCAUAAGCCACUCCUGUGUCCUUGCUUCAUGCUGAGCAUCAUUGUUCUGUUGGAAGUUGAACCUUCUGCCAAGUCUGAGGGACAGAUGACACUGAAGCAGGUUUUCAUUGAGCAUAUCUGUAUACUUUGGACCAUUUGGCUUUCUCUCAACCCUAUCUAGAUCCCCAAUGCUCAAAAUCAUCCCGACAGCAUGAUGCUGCAACCACCUUGCUUCAUUGUUGAAAUGCUAUUGCACAGGUGAUAAGCAGUGCCUGGUUACCUCCAGACAAAAUGUUAAUCUUGGUUUCAUCUUGCUUCUCACAGUCUGAGAGUUCUUUAGGUGCCUUUUGGCAAACUCAAAGCAGGCUUCUAAGAGUCUUUUACUUUUCUUGGAGGCUUCUGUCCGGCUAUUCUAUCAUAAAUCCCAGAUCAGUUGUGUUUUGCAGUGAUGGCUGUCCUUCUGGAAGGUUCUUUCAUCUCCACAGAGGUUCUCUGGAGCUCAGCCAGAGUGACCAUCAGGUUCUUGGUCACCUCUCCUACCAAGUUCCUUCUCUAAUAAUUGCUUGGCUUGGUUAGUUGGCCAGCUCUAGGAGUCAUUGUGUUUGUUCCAUACAUCAUCUGUUUAAGAAUUAUGGAGGCAACUGUGCUCAUGGGAACCAUCAAUGUUGCAGGCAUUUUUUGUAAUGUUCUCCAGAUCUUUGCGUUAACACAAUCCUGUCUCUAAGCUCUGUAGGUAAUUCAUUCAAUCCCAUGCCUUGUUUUUUGUUUACUAGUGGGGCCUUCUAUUGACAGGUGUGUGCCUUCCCCAAUACUGUCCAGGCAAUUAAAUGAAUCACAGGUGGUGUACUCCAAGAUACAUGUCGCAAAAUUGAUCAGCAGAAUGGGGUGCAUCUGAGCUGAAUUUCAACUGUCAUAGCAAAGGGUCUGAAUAUUUGUAUCACUAUGAUAUUUCAGUUGUUUUUUUUAUUUUUAAUCAAUUUACAAAAAUGUCUUUCACAUGGGGAAAGCAUGCUGAAAAAAAAUUGUUUUUGUGUUGUCGCAUUGGGGUACUAAGUGUUACUUGAUCUGGGGAAUGAUAAGUCAAGCACAAUGACACCUUUUCCCCUUGCUCUGGGGAAAAAAUGAAUUUAAACAAUUUAGCCCAAGGCUGCAACAUAACAGCAUGGGGAGAAAUUCAAGGGAUCUGAAUACUUGAUGAAUCCACUGUACAGUAUACUCAUAUGUACAUGUAUAUUAUAUAUAUAUAUAUAUAUAUAUAUAUUUUUUACACACAAAUAUCUUCUGUAUGUUCAUAUCAUCAAAACUCAGAAGUACAAAUCAAUAUUACAUCAUAACACUUCUGUGCAAGUAUGCUGUUAUUAAUUAUAACAAAACACAAUAUUAUUAUUUUGUGUUUAUAAAAACCUGGAUGAAUGGGGGGGGGGGGGGGGGGGGGGGGAGACAAAAGGCCAGAGGAAUAGAUGGAGUGGAAGAAGCACAUUGUAGCAUUCUUCUUGUUUUUGACCCUUGUAGAUUUUACAUUAAGUAUGCACUAAAGUGACUUAAAUUGUUUCUUAAAUAUAAAUAACAAUAGGUGUUCAACAAUAUCAAAACUAUAUGGAGCAAAAAAUGCAAUAACAGUACUGUACUGCUUUGUAACACAAGAUUAAUUUUUACUUAAUAAAAUAUUAUUUAAUAAUAUUUUUAACAAAGUAACAUUAAUCUGUUUUUGUAUUUUAUCUUGCAUGAACAGUCCUUUAAAUGAUGUAUGUACAGUAUGGGAACUAAGUUAAAAUAUUAUUGCUGGGAUGCCAGUGAGGCAUGAGCCUUCUUUUUUUUAAUGAAAACAUGCCAAUAAAUUAAAAUGUUUUAUAAACUACA